AUGAGUGCAUCAGGCCACGGGAGUUCAGAAACACAGAAAUACGGCAGCGACACGUGCCAUGCCUAUGUUGAUGGCGUCUCUACUUCAUACGGCUAUGUGCCCUCGCUCGCCGCAGCCUCUACCUUUGUAGCCCUCUUCGGCGCUUCGAUGCUAGGCCAUGCCAUCCAAAUGGUGUGGUUUCGAACUUGGUGGUGCUCCGUGUUUUCACUAGGAUGCUUAGUCGAAAUUCUCGGAUGGGCAGCCCGAAUUUGGUCUGCUAAAUGUCCCUAUGCUCAGACACCAUAUCUCAUGCAAAUUACCACCCUUAUCAUAGCACCAACAUUCUUCACCGCAGGAAUCUACGUCCUGCUAGCCCGCUUCAUCCGCAUAUUUGGCCCCCAAUCGUCCAUCCUUUCCCCUAAGCUCUACCUCUGGAUAUUUUGCACCUGCGAUAUCAUCUCGUUAGUCGUCCAGGCAGCAGGCGGUGGAAUGGCUUCAUCAGGAGCUGGCGGUGGGGGUUCGAGCUCCAGUACCAGCUCGGUGAGCGCCAGAGACUCCUCCUCCUCCUCCUCCUCCUCCUCCUCCUCCUCCUUGUCUCAGUCAACCGGAACACAUAUCAUGGUCGGCGGCAUCAUCUUCCAACUUGUGGCUAUAACAGUCUUCGUUGCACUUGGAGCUGAUUUUGCUUGGCGCGUGUUCUGCCGCGAAGUGCCCUGCCGCCGGGGUAAUGCGCACAUGCCAGUAGUGAUCGCUUUAUUCUCGGCCAUGGUUUUCUCGGUUUUGUUGAUAUAUAUCCGGAGUAUCUAUCGUACCAUCGAACUGCUACAUGGCUGGACGAGCUCAACGAUGCGGAAUGAGAAAUUGUUGAUUGGGUUGGAUGGGGCGAUGAUGGUGCCAGCUGUUAUUAUUUUUAAUCUUUUCAUCCGGGGCAACUGCUGCGAAGAAUUGAAAUGCGGGCGAACUCGGUACCUAUGA
Messenger RNA from Aspergillus luchuensis, 954 nucleotides. Its product is annotated as RTA1 domain-containing protein. The record is from RefSeq and is a predicted model, not a curated record. Bases 1 to 954 code for a protein of 317 amino acids. The transcript has 3 exons. Gene Ontology annotation, cellular component: fungal-type vacuole; plasma membrane. Lineage: Eukaryota; Fungi; Ascomycota; Eurotiomycetes; Eurotiales; Aspergillaceae.